Molecule: messenger RNA, 504 nt
Organism: Umbelopsis ramanniana AG
Lineage: Eukaryota; Fungi; Mucoromycota; Umbelopsidomycetes; Umbelopsidales; Umbelopsidaceae
Exons: 3
Coding region: 44-466 (140 amino acids)
Biological process (GO): sterol transport
Molecular function (GO): sterol binding
Source: RefSeq, a predicted model, not a curated record
CGAAAAACCUCUACCUGCUCACUUGUUCAUUUCCUCGUCAGCAAUGAAAUCACUGGCUUUACUACUUACUUUUUGCGCAUUCUUGGGUCUCGCUGCCUCUGCCUCGUUUGGUCAACAAACAGCUUUCAGCGAGCUUGAAGAACCGAACAUCCCAGAUAACCUCAAACUGUGCGGAGAUAAUAAUGACCUUCUAGUUGUUCAGAAUAUUGCCAUUGAGCCAAACCCGCCGAAAAAGGGAGAAGAAAUGCACGUUGAUUUCAAGGGCUUCCUGAAAGAAGAGGUUGGCAGCGGCGCCAAAAUUGACGUAGUUGUCAAAUAUGGAGCGGUUCGCUUGCUCCACCGAAUUUUUGAUCUGUGUGAACAAGCGCCGCAAGUUGAUAAAGAAUGCCCAAUCGAGCAAGGUGAAUUCACUGCCAAUAAGACAGUUGCCCUCCCUAAGGAUAUUCCUCCGGUAAGCACCUCGUAGUUUAAUUAACAUUAGAGCGACAUUUUAUUAACUAAGCU